Molecule: messenger RNA, 1065 nt
Organism: Pyricularia grisea
Lineage: Eukaryota; Fungi; Ascomycota; Sordariomycetes; Magnaporthales; Pyriculariaceae
Exons: 1
Coding region: 1-1065 (354 amino acids)
Molecular function (GO): hydrolase activity
Source: RefSeq, a predicted model, not a curated record
AUGAGAUCUCCUCCCCUAACCCCUGACGACGAUCGCGUCACCCACCACUCGGUGCCCAUUGGCAUUCACGUCUACCACUACAUCCAAUCCCUCCCAGCGUCCCCAGACAAGCCACGGGGCACCAUACUACUCCUCCAUGGCUGGCCCGACACCGCUAUGUCAUGGCGGCACCAGGUCCCUUUUCUGACGUCACCGCCGCUCAACCUGCGCGUCGUAGCCCCGGACAUGUUGGGUUAUGGCAAAACCUCCUCACCCGCGGACCCGGCAGAGUACAGCUUGAAGAAGAUGUCGAUGCAUAUGCAAGCCUUGGUCAAACAUGUGGUCGACCAAGAUAAUGAACCGGGAGACAAACCUGCUCCGCUGUUCCUGGUCGGCCACGACUGGGGUGCCGCUCUGGCAUGGCGCAUGGCUGCACUGUGGACUCCCGGGCUCUUCAGGGGCGUCGCGUGCCUCAACGUGCCCUACCUGCCUCCUGACGCCGGCGAAUUUGUAGACAUGCAGGCCUACGUGGACGAAAUCCCGUCUCUACGCUACCAAGUGCAGCUGAGUGGCGACGAGGCCGUGUCCAUCAUUGACGACGCCUCGGACAACCACGCCAACCUGCGCGGGUUUUUAAAUGGAAUUUACGACGGUCGCGGCCCAAACGGCGAGGAGUCGUUCACGGUAGACGAAGGGGUGCGGCAGCCCGAGGUGCUGCGCGUCGUAGGGCCAGCCAAGCUGAUGGGGGAGGAUUGGGUUGAUUACUACGUCAAGCAAUUUGCUGCACGGUCCUUCCGAGGUCCGACCAACUGGUACAGGACUAGGAAGAUCAACUACGAGGAAGAGACGGGGAUGCACGACGUGGUGAUUAACACGCCUGCCAUGGUGGUCAUGGGGGAACAGGAUGAAGCGUUACCACCGGCCCUGGCGGAUGGGAUGGAGAAAUGGUUUGCUGAGGGGCUUUUGAGGAAGGAGGUUGUGCCUGGGGGACAUUGGGCUCACUGGGAGGAGGUAGACAGGGUGAAUACGUUGCUGGGGGAGUUUUUGCGGGGAGUUUUGGGUGGGUACAGCCCGAACAGGGGCUGA